Messenger RNA from Cyphellophora europaea CBS 101466, 1341 nucleotides. Its product is annotated as ornithine-oxo-acid transaminase. The coding region runs from base 1 to 1341 and encodes 446 amino acids. The record is from RefSeq and is a predicted model, not a curated record. The transcript is spliced from 4 exons. Gene Ontology annotation, molecular function: identical protein binding; pyridoxal phosphate binding; L-ornithine transaminase activity. Gene Ontology annotation, cellular component: cytoplasm. NCBI's taxonomy places the organism in Eukaryota, Fungi, Ascomycota, Eurotiomycetes, Chaetothyriales, Cyphellophoraceae.
AUGGGUUCGAUAUCAGAGGUCACUGAAAUCACCUCUUCGAUGAGCGAGUCGAUGUUCUCCAAGGCCCCCAAGACGAUGACCACGGCUGAGUACAUCACAUGCGAAGACACGUAUGGAGCGGUGUCUCUCAAACAGCUGCCGCUGGUGUUGACGAGUGCCCGUGGAGCACAUCUCUGGGACCUGGACGGGAAGAAGUACAUCGAUUGCUUGAGUUCAUUUUCGGUUACCAAUCAAGGGCAUUGCCACCCUAAGAUUGUUCAGGCCAUGAUUGAGCAAUGCCAAAAGCUCACAAUCACUUCAAGAGCCUUUCAUAAUGAACACUAUCCUCUUUUGUGUCGCAAGCUAUGCACUCUACUGGGCUAUGAUAUGGCAUUCGCAAUGAACUCGGGAUCUGAAGCAACGGAUACAGCCAUCAAGAUUGCUCGAAAAUGGGGUUACUGUGUCAAAGGAAUUCCCUCAAACCAAGCCAAAAUUCUCACCAUCUCUGGGAACUACCACGGAAAGUUGACGGGACCCUUGUCUGCCUCGGAUAACUCCAAGAUCAGAGAAGGUUUUGGUCCCUAUCUCCCAGGUGUCGGACCCGACAUCGAGGGUCACUUGGUACGAUUCAACAAUCUUGAAGAUAUUGAACAUGUGUUGAAGCACUAUGGGCAUGAAAUUGCCGGUUUGAUGAUAGAGUGUAUACAGGGAUAUGCGGGAUGUCUGGUUCCUGAAGACGGCUACAUCAAAGCAGUUUUCGACCUCUGCAAAGCAUACAAUGUCUUGUUCAUUGCUGAUGAGAUUCAGUCCGGUUUUGGCCGGACUGGAUACUUGAUGGCAUACGAGAAAGAAAAUAUCAAACCUGACAUGGUCACUAUUGGCAAAGCACUAACAGGGGGCGUGUAUGCUAUGGGUAUGGUUCUAGGUUCCCGCGAGGUCAUGGAACAACUUCAGCCUGGACAGCACAGUUCUACAUUCUCAGCAAACCCUGUCGCCAGUGCUGUUGCUCUGGCAGCUGUUGAUGUCGUCCUUGAUGAACGAUUGCCCGAGCGGGCUCUUAAGCUUGGUCAGGCCCUGAACAAGAGGCUUUUAGCCAUCAAGUGUCCCUACACUACAACUAGGAUCACUGGUCGCGGUCUGUUUUUCUCUUUCUCUAUCGAUGAGUCUCAUCCAUCGGGAAGAAUGACAGCGGCCCGACUGGCAAUGGUCAUGCGCGAGCGAGGUGUGCUACUGUAUGCGAACGAAAACCGAAUCAGAAUAGCUCCACCGUUGAUUAUCGAAGAGGAGGAUCUCUGGUUUGCUGUCGAUGUAUUGGACCAGUCUUUACAAGACCUUAUACAUCUAGAAGAUAAUCUUGCAUAA